AUGGGCCGUGUCGUUAUUCACGCAGUUCGCCAUGCUCAGGGCUAUCACAAUCUUGGCGAAGAAUUCUUCAACAUUGUCGAUCCCGCGCUAACACCACUUGGAGAACAACAAUGUGAGGAACGUCGCAAGGCCUCGUUCCAAGACCAGUCCAAGUUCAGAUUCAUCGCCGCUUCACCUAUGACCCGAACAAUACAUACAACAUGUCUCAUCUUCAACUCAGCUCUCCAGACAAAUGACAUUCUUGCUAUUCCCGAAGCUCAGGAGAUCUCCGAUCACAACUGCGAUAUAGGAAGCCCACCAGCUGUACUCGCGGAAAGGUGCAUACAGAAUGAUUGGCCAGUGGACCUGAGUCUUGUUUCCGACGGUUGGAACGACAAGGACCUCUACGGACCCAACAGCCCAAUCACAGGUGCCUGUGCCCAGCGUGCCAGGACAGUGAGAAGGAUACUGAGAGAAAGGACCAAUGAGCUGAGCAGAGAUACCGACGAGGAUGUUCACAUUGCUCUGGUUGCACAUGGUAGUUUCCUACACUACUUUAGCAACGACUGGGAACACAGCACACUGGGGUGUGGCACUGGAUGGAAGAACUGCGAGACAAGGAGAUAUGUGUUCCAGAACGACGAAAGCGACGAGGAUGCUUGGGUUGUGGAGACUGACGAGAGCCGACGUGCUAGGGGUCUACAAGGGCCUGCGCCUUCGGCCGAAGAGCAACAAAAGUUGUAUGAGAUAACCAUGGUUGGUUGGGUUGAACAAGGUCUUCCUGAUAUCAGAUACUACGCGACAGCGUUGGCGCAUCCGAGACAUGAGGACCAAGCCAAGCUGUGA
This is a messenger RNA of Fusarium pseudograminearum CS3096, 825 nucleotides long. RefSeq lists its product as uncharacterized. Bases 1 to 825 code for a protein of 274 amino acids. Gene Ontology annotation, molecular function: phosphatase activity. The record is from RefSeq and is a predicted model, not a curated record. Lineage: Eukaryota; Fungi; Ascomycota; Sordariomycetes; Hypocreales; Nectriaceae. Gene Ontology annotation, cellular component: cytoplasm. The transcript has a single exon.